Messenger RNA from Cicer arietinum (chickpea), 1383 nucleotides. Its product is annotated as plant cysteine oxidase 4-like. NCBI's taxonomy places the organism in Eukaryota, Viridiplantae, Streptophyta, Magnoliopsida, Fabales, Fabaceae. Gene Ontology annotation, molecular function: oxidoreductase activity, acting on single donors with incorporation of molecular oxygen, incorporation of two atoms of oxygen. The record is from RefSeq and is a predicted model, not a curated record.
CUCCUUUAAAAGGGCCAUCCAAACAAAACCAUUCUAAAAGCGACAUCAGGUUUUGUUCAAGAGUGACUACUGUCUUUUGUUGUCUUCUUCUUCUUCUUCUUCUUUCAGUUUCUCUCUGUCUCUGCUCCCUCUUCACUACUCAACCUCGAUUAUGUCGUUAUUUUAACCAAGCAAUGUUUCACACACUCUUGCUUGGAUUUGAGUUGAUCAAUUUGUCAUGCAAAUGUUAUGUUGCGUAGAAAGGAAGCUGUUCCUUUUGCUGUUUUGAUUGAAUUCAACCGACCAAAGUGUGAUAUUUUGGAUCCAACUCUCAUUGGAUUCUGAAAUCUGAAAACCUAGCUACUACAUUGAUUGAUUAUUUAAUUACAAUUACAAUGCCAUAUAUUCAGAAAUUGUAUGAUAUUUGCAAGGCUUCCUUGUCUACUGAGGGACCAAUUUCAGCAGAGGCUCUUGAAAGAGUUCGAGCCGUUUUAGAUGAAUUGAAGCCCUCUCAUGUCGGUCUUGAUCAUGAGGCGAAGCUGGCGCGAGCUUGGAAAGGUUCUAUGAAUGGUGGUAAUGGGAGAAAGGGGCGCAACGGAGGUCCUCAAUUGCUACCGCCUAUUAAGUACAUUCACCUGCAUGAGUGUGACAAAUUUUCUAUUGGAAUAUUCUGUAUGUCUCCUGGUUCUGUAAUUCCGCUUCAUAACCAUCCUGAAAUGACUGUUUUAAGCAAGGUUCUUUAUGGUUCGCUACUUGUGAAAUCAUUUGAUUGGAUUGAGGUACCUGCUACUGAGUCAUACGAUCUAUCCGAAGCAAGACCAGCAAAACUUGUCAGAGAUUGUCAGAUGAAUGCUCCCUGCCCCACAACAAUUCUUUAUCCAAAAAGUGGCGGCAACAUCCAUUGCUUCAAAGCUGUAACUCCAUGUGCUCUCUUUGACAUUCUUUCUCCCCCUUACUCAUUGGAAGAAGAUGGACGACACUGCUCCUAUUUCCGCAAGUCGCCUAGGACUGAUCUUCCAGAGCUGCGCGACAUUGAUCCAUCUGAAGUUACCUGGUUAGAAGAAGUUCCGCCGCCUGAAACUUUGGUUGUUGGGAAAGGGCAAUACAAAGGCCCUAAUAUUAAGCACUGAAGGAGACAACUAAUUUGUUCUUAUAUAUAAGUCAUGCUAUAUUGGAUAGGAUUAUGAUUAAUUACAGAUGGAACAUUUUGGGAAUAAUUGAUCAUCUGUUUGGUAUGGCUGUUAAUUGUUUGUACAUACUAUGAUAAAUGGUGGCUGUGAAUGUUGAUUAUGCCAUGUUUCUAGAUUACCCCUUUUAUAUUAUAACUGCGGCAUGGUAAUCUUUGGUGAUGUUAAUACCUUUUUUAGACAUGGCUUAUAAAAAAACCUUCUUUAGACAUGUGAA